This is a messenger RNA of Babesia bigemina, 1722 nucleotides long. RefSeq lists its product as hypothetical. The annotation marks the transcript as partial. NCBI's taxonomy places the organism in Eukaryota, Apicomplexa, Aconoidasida, Piroplasmida, Babesiidae. The record is from RefSeq and is a predicted model, not a curated record. The transcript has a single exon.
AUGGGAUUUUUGUUUGAAAUAAUUAGUGAAGUAAAUAACAACGAAAAUCUUAAGAAAUACAAUACUGAAUUACCUAAAACACUUAAUAAAAUUAAACAAGCGCUAUAUAAUGGUAGAGAGAAAUUCAACACCCAUAUGCCCCUUGUCAGUCAAGGUGUUGCGAGGUGGUUGAAAGAGGUGAAUGAAAAACAUCAAAGUGUGAUUACACCUCUAGAACAUUUACUACGCUUAGUCAAUAAUCACAUGUCAAUUGAUAUGAGUGCAAUCAUUGUUACAGAACAGUUGCAUAAUUGGCAAGGCUUUUCCAGUCUCUACGUUGAAAAAAUUAUAGAAGCUGAAAAAGCUCUACAUAAUGUUGACGAAAAUUUAGAAAUUAAAUUGGCACCUAAACUAGACUUGAUAAAACAGGUGGCACAAAAUUUUUGGUCAUCCGUUAUUGACCGAUCCGUGACAAAUUCUGUAGAGACGCUGUACAAUAAGUUAACCAGCAUUCCGCAAACCCUCACUAAACGUAUAUCUGCUAAAACACAAACCGUGCAAAGCACUCUCAAUGUAAAGUUUGAUAAGAUCGCAGCAAAUAUUGAGAAUUUUAAAAAAAUAAAAAACAGUCAAAUUCAGUCAAUCAACAGUGCUGUGUCGGCAGCCAAUCAACACAUUGUCGAACUGAUUGGUGAUUCCCAAAACGGUUUCGAUACGAAUUAUAAGAAUCAGAUAUCCAAAAGAUUCACUGCUCUGCGGAAUGAAAUUGAACGUUUCGUAAAGAAAGAUUCCGGUAACACGACUGAGCUUCUGAAGCAAUUCGAAAUGGUCACCAAUGGCAUCCGAGAGCUGCAAGUAAACGUUCAAGGGGAUUUACAAAAGCUGAAAAAUGACAUUACUGCACUUGCCGACACAGUAUACAGUGAUGAUCGUAACCCGCUUGUUAACGAUGCGUUGACCCAGCUUAAAAACGACAUGGAAACACUUAGGAAUACGACAGCAGCAAUCACAGCCAAGUCUGACAGUUUGCAGCGUCAAUAUACAGAGUCGUGCAAGGAGACAAUUGAUAUAUUUGCGAAUCAGUACGGCAAAUUGAGAGAGUCCAUUUACGGUCCGGGAUCUAAGUCAGUCACCGACAUCAAGAAGGGCUCCAUCGCUCAUCUUGUCACUGAACUUAUUGAUGCUAUUGGUGCCGUGGAUGUCGGGAUACUAGAUAGCGCCGUCACCAAAUUCCACGGUGAUGUUACACAGAGGAUAAAAGAUGCGGCAGAUAAGGCUGUUGAAAAGGCAGCUGAUCAAUUUAAAAUGAAAGGUGACGGUGAAGCUCAGAUAGACGUGACAUCCAUAAUGGUUCUAUUUGAUGGCGCCAAAACGGCGCUUGAUCAAGCCGCUUCUUCGGUAAAUGUACAACUUGAGGCUCUGAAAGAAGUGCCCGGCGUCGUCGAAGAAUCUCGACAGGGUGCUGAUACACUGAUGGAUAAGCUAAAAGGUGAGCUUGAUGUGCUUCAAUAUCAAAUUAAGGCAAUAGAGGAGCCUGUGAACGCUGCCAAUGCAGUCUUAGAUGCUGCAAUAUCACAGCUACCAACAUCUUUACAAGAUGCUCAAAGUACCGCCAACGUUACUAUGUCCUUGCUCAGAAGUGAUCUUCAAGCGACAACAAAUAAAGCCUUCAACGACUUGGAAGAGCACGUCCAGAAAAUGUUUGCCGAGCAAAAAAAAGCAGAGUUGCGUGCUGUCUACACA